CGUCACUACCACAGAAAAUUGGCUUUGUCCUCCGGAGUCAUCAGACGGUGAACUGUGCCGAGUGUCCUCCCCUAAAACUUUUAAACUACAAGUUACUUUUUAUUUGUACUAUGAGUAAUGCACCCACCCACAAUGGAGUAGGUCUAGAGCGGCAGUUUGCUGGUCUAGGCUUGGAGGGACGAGACCACAUUGGUCAACGUGGAGGUGGCCGUGGGGGCCGGGGAGGAGGCCGCUACGUUCCCCCUCAUCUUCGGAACCGAUUGGAAGACGCACCACCACCAGGUGAGAACGAUUAUACUUCAGAUAGGAAUUCUAGGGACGGUUUCGGAAGUUGGUAUGGUUCCCGCAGUUUCCAGAACACUGGCCGUACCUGGGACCAGGAGAGAGAUAGAGAUCAGUACAGCAGUGGACGGAAGAACGGAGAUUUAGGGUCAAAUAACUAUCAGAGGAGAGACAACCGGGGUGGUGGCAGCGGCGGCGGCGGCACCACUGGAGGAGGCACCACCGGAGGCACUGGAUACAGAGGGAAUGAUGGACAGCGUUUCAGGGAACACGAUGACCGCUGGAGAGGAAGCCGGGAUAAUCGCGGUGGCGGUGGUGGUGGAUACGAAGAUCGCUACCGUGAUGGUGGGGGGGUGAAUGGCCCUCCCCGUAAUACACGAUGGAUCGAAGAUGAGCGCGAUCGCUCCUCAGGCGGCGGUGGCGGCGGAGGAAGCUCCAAUAGCCGGUGGCAGGAUCGUGGCAAUGACCGCGACGACUGGGCUCAGCCACUGCCCAGGAAUGAGGUCCUGGAAGCUGAGCUCUUCACCAGCACUGCCGGUCCAGUAUCCAAUAGCGGUAUCAACUUCGACAAAUAUGAUGACAUUCCUGUAGAAGCUACUGGAGAUGAUGUCCCUGGCUCUAUCAGCAGUUUUGCAGACAUCAAACUAACAGAAAUUAUAAAGAUGAACAUAAGUUUAGCCCGAUAUGACAGACCCACACCAGUCCAGAAAUAUGCCCUGCCUUUCAUCCUUGCCAAAAGAGAUCUGAUGGCCUGUGCCCAGACUGGUUCAGGAAAAACUGCUGCUUUCUUGGUCCCAAUCCUUAACCAAAUCUAUGAACAGGGUCCAGUUCAGGUUAAGAACAAUAACCCUCGUGGCCGUAGUAAGCAGUUCCCUCUAGCUCUCGUCUUAGCCCCUACCCGAGAGUUGGCGACCCAAAUAUACGACGAGUCCCGCAAAUUUUCAUACAGGGCUCGAGUACGACCAUGUGUUGUGUAUGGUGGUGCAGAUGUGGUCUCUCAGAUGAGGGACUUGUCUCGUGGCUGCCACCUACUCGUUGCUACACCCGGCCGUCUUGCUGAUAUGAUUGACCGUGGCAAGAUUGGGCUGGACUCCUGCAAAUACCUGGUACUUGACGAGGCUGACCGCAUGCUGGACAUGGGUUUUGAGCCUCAGAUCCGUCGAAUUGUAGAGGAGGACAACAUGCCUCCCACUGGCCAGCGCCAGACACUCAUGUUCUCCGCUACCUUCCCUAAAGAAAUACAGCGUCUUGCCCAGGAUUUCUUGGACAAUUACAUUUUCUUGGCAGUAGGCCGUGUCGGGUCAACGUCAGAGAACAUCACGCAGAAGAUAGUCUGGGUGGCAGAGGAAGACAAGCGAUCCUUCCUAUUAGACAUCCUCAAUGCUGCCGGCCUUGACCGUCUAAAUGAAGCCACUAAGGAUGAAAAAUUGGCCAUGGGUGUACCCCCUCAGAAAGAAGAAUCACUGACCUUAGUGUUUGUGGAAACCAAGAAAGGGGCGGAUGCUCUUGAAGAGUUCUUGUACCGCCAUGGCUACCCAGUGACCAGCAUUCACGGGGACCGCAGCCAGCGUGAGCGUGAAGAUGCCCUCCGCGUGUUCCGCUCUGGCCAGUGUCCCAUACUGGUGGCCACUGCAGUUGCUGCCCGUGGUUUAGACAUUCCACACGUUAAACACGUCAUAAAUUUUGACCUUCCAUCUGACAUAGAAGAAUAUGUUCACCGUAUUGGUCGUACUGGCCGUAUGGGCAACCUUGGUCUUGCCACGAGCUUCUUCAACGACAAAAACCGCAAUAUGGUUCGUGACUUGGUGGAGCUGUUGCAAGAGGCCAAGCAGGAGUUGCCCAAGUGGCUGGAGGCCAUUGCUUCAGAGACGCGCUGGGGCGGUGGCGGCAGCGCAAGAGGACGCAGCGGAGGAAAGAGAUUCGGUGGUGGGUUUGGCUCUCGCGAUUACCGUCAAGCGGAUCGCACCAAGGGCCCCCACACGUCGGGUCCUGCUCGCCCUGGUGGAGGUUUCAACAGCUUCGGGGGAGUUAACAUUUCAGCUCCACCACACUUCAACCAUUAUGGAGGAUACGGAGGUUUCAGCGGAGGCGGCGGAGGUGGCUACAACAGCUAUAAUACUUCAGGUGCCUCCGGAACAGACUGGUGGGGAAACUGAGCCCCAGCAGUGGAGACUCCGGCACCUUGCCACCUUGUGCAACACUUGUUAAAUCUGGGAUUAUACCAUUAGUGGAAGUGCAGUGUUUGCUUUUUCUUUAGUUUAGAUGGGUGGUGUCAACCCUCACUAGUAUGUAAGGUUACUUCUGCCACGGCACGAAGUGUUUGUUGAUUAGCGGUUUCCCUGUACUGACACGUGUGAGUGAUCAGUCUUAAACUGGAGCGAUGCUUUGAAAAAGGAAUUAUAACUUCACUUGAAAAACUAUUCCCAGACAUGUGUAUUGCUUCAUACUUGUACCCAGUAACAAGUGACCACAAAGUGGCAUAGAAAAAGUUUCAGCAGCAGUCAAACUUUUAAGUGUUAUCAUUAUAAAAACCCUGCUGUCUGUUGGAAGAUGUUGACAUGAGUCACUAUGCGGGGUUCUCUUUUAAACUUGAAAUUUUCUUGUGUCACAAGCUUGGAACUUUUCUCUGAAUAUGUUGACCUUAGACCGAAGGCUCACUUGUCUUGAUGUUUAUCGCCCGGAAGUCUGCAUCACAAACCAAAUAUUGACGUUAUUUAGAGAGGAAACUUGGACGUUUCUUUUGCUUCUUUGUGUGAUAAUUAGCAAUCAAGAGGAGGGGUUGAAUAGUAAUAAUGCUGCCUCAUCUCUGAACCUUCAUAGCAUGGAUCUAAAGAGCCAUGUCCCACUGUGUAGCACUGAAAAUGUAGACCCUUUUUGAUUGUAAGUUUACAAAUAUGAUGCAGAAACUGAGGUCAAUUGUGAACCACAUUUUAUCCCUAUAAUGCCCCUAAUGUCAAGGUUGGGCUGCUGUUAACUUUUGUGUCUAAUAUAUACUGUAGCGGUGGUGUUGCCGGGCGACGUAAAGUGAACACGGCCUCGGCGAAAUUUGCAGCAGAGGGACAGAAACGUAGUACGUAAACAUCACUGGACCGCCCGAGCAACAGCAGCGUGCACUGUUGCGUUCAUUAAGGUAUUAUAAUUAUAGAAUUCUGUAGCAUGGCUUUUGGGAAGUUUAAUUGAUCAUUUGAUAUUUUGCCGUCCCUUUUGAUUGUAGUGUUGAACGAGCCUCUGGAGCAGCUGUGGUUGCAGUUAUUUCAGAUUUACUUCUUGUUGCUCAGAAGGAACUUUAAAACUUUGAAACUUGUUCGGAUGUCAUUUGGGUGAGUUCCAAAUGAGUUGCGUUUUUAAACACUUAAAGGAUUGAAUCCAAAAGAGGCUCUGUAUGGAGAUGUGUCUUUGUCUCUCCUCCUCGAUUUUGAACACCCACCAUAUGUAUAUUUUUUUUAUUUCCUUUUUUUUUCCGGUAUAUAUUUAUAAAAAUAUAAUUUUUUUUUAAUUGAUUUAUUUAUUGUUAUUUUUUAAUGGAUUAAUUAUUAUCACUUAAGUUCGGUUGGACUUGGGUGCUGGUUACAGCAUCCUCUACACAGUAGCGGCCGGAGCCGCAACAAGUGGCCGCAGCAUCACUCAAGCCUGGUCUCCUGAAGGCAGUGGCUAGCAUGUUGCAGUAAUGAUCCAUCCCUGAGUCAUACAAAUAACUUGACUAAUCUCAGGGUAUAGGCCUACCCAGUGUUCGACAAAUGUGUUCCUGUCUAGUAAUGUCACAAACUGGGCAGGGAGACAUUGCUGAUCAGCAACAGCAGUGCAUUGAUGCAUCUCAAGUAGAAUUGCUGUGGCACAUUGCAGCCUUCUUAGAUAUUAAGUCAAACUACCUGUAAAUUGCGAGAAGGCCGAGUGUGCCUGGACUCACUUUGGCGAACACUGCCAUUAUUAUUACUGUGAUAUUGUUUGAUGCCCGCGACGAUGCGGGAUAGGGUGCGGGGCCAGGUUUGGGUUGUGGCAGAGAACGCCCCCGGCAGAGGGCUGCCAGCUCUUCCCUGGCAUAAGCUAGCAGGGUUGCAGCGAGUUCUGAUGAUAGUGAGACAGAGGUACAGCCCACAUUCCACUUUUAUCAUGAUCCUCCACAAAAUGUUUAUAUAGUUAUACUUGUAAUCUCAGUCAUAGUCUGAGUAUUGCCAAAGAUUGUUAGUUUGUAUGUUCAUGUACAAAUGUUGUCUUUAUUUAGUGAUCCAUAUUUGUUAUUGUAGAUGCUGACAUAAGCAAUCCUGCUUAUGCUCUCCUCAGACUAACUCUAGUCGGUGAUGGCGCGCUGUUCCUCAUAAUAAACAGGCAGGAGUGUGUGUGUGAGUUGCAAGAAUUUGGCUCCUGGUUCCCAGUGAACAAAACUUAAUUGCCCAUAGAUCUGAAUUGUUGGGCAUUUCUCAUGUUGAUAUCUCAUCAGCUGCUUGUAACUUGUUGGUGCUAGAAUUUAAUAUUAUGUCCAGGAGCUUUGAUCAGGUACAAAGUUCAUAGCACAAUGAUCUGUCAUGGAGAGAUUAUGUGUUCAAAAGUAAUCUGGUGUUUUAAUAUAAACACUGCUCCUGCAGUGGGAUGCUGCAUUGUUAGCUAGUAAUAUUGAAAUAAACAAUAAAAUUGUGCAAAAUUAAACUUUUAGUGGUACAAUAAUUUAUAGUUAAUGUACAGACCGUGCAUUUUAUGUAAUGGCUCGUGUGGGAUUCUAGCCAAACAAAGAAAUAUAGAAGUUUUCACAUUAUAUAAUAUAGUUAAUAUACCAACAUUAUUUGAUGCCUGGAGCAUCAGGAAUGCUUUAUAAUCAGCCAAGUGACACUUACAGCAUGUGGAGAUAUACCAGCAACCCAAAUAGGGGUUGUGGGGGUGCCACUUGCCAAUGCUUCCAACUUACACCAAACCAAGUGUGUUUCAUAGAGCAAUAUUGACAGUAAUCAGUCAAUGAGAGUUUAAUACUUUGAAGCACGGUUUUGUGGCUGGGUUGUAAGCAGUGGUGGGAGGCCCCAGGGAUCAUCUUUCCACCAAGGAAGAGCAAUGUCAUUUUCCGGGCCCUGCGAGAGCUUCAGAUUAGCUCUUCCGGGAGGUCAGGAAGGGGUCCUCAACAUUUCCCAUGGAAAGAAAGUGUACCUAAUAUUGGGGAAAUAUACGGGGGGUCUCUGCGCCAAAUAUUGUGUAGAUAAAAUGUAUUGUCUUUUUAUACAAGAUUGCAAGCUAUUUUUUAUUUCUCUCAUUUCUAGAGAUUUAAGGAGAGAUCUCACAUUGAUAGGGAUGGCAAAUUGAAGUCUACUACUAUUAUAUUCACUCUGGCAUUUAGAACAUUUAUGAACUAGAGAAUGUACUCAAGCUUUCUAAAAUAUAAUAAAAACAGUAAAAUAUUGAA
This is a messenger RNA of Homarus americanus (American lobster), 5668 nucleotides long. It is a transcript of the gene bel, whose product is annotated as ATP-dependent RNA helicase DDX3X-like. Gene Ontology annotation, biological process: cell differentiation; gamete generation. The transcript has 16 exons. Bases 111 to 2438 code for a protein of 775 amino acids. The record is from RefSeq and is a predicted model, not a curated record. Gene Ontology annotation, cellular component: P granule; nucleus. NCBI's taxonomy places the organism in Eukaryota, Metazoa, Arthropoda, Malacostraca, Decapoda, Nephropidae. Gene Ontology annotation, molecular function: ATP binding; RNA helicase activity; RNA binding.